AUGAGCGAGUGGGAUUCCGUUACUCGCAUUGGAACCAAGCACCGCGCUGGUCCCGCACCCCGCGAGACUGUCAUCAAGGGCAAGAGUGCCCUGAACGCUGCCCAGCGCCAGGGUCUCAUUAUUGGAACCGAGAAGAAAUAUGCCACUGGCAAUGUUGCUGGCCGGUCUGGUGCCGUUGAGGGUCAACACUUGACCAAGGUCGACCGCAGUGAUGAUAUCGUCAAGCCCAAGACCGUGGGUCUCCAGGUUGGAGAGGCUAUCAAGAAGCGUCGAACCGAUGAGGGCUACAAGAUGACGCAGAAGGAGCUCGCCACUAAGUGCAACACCACCGUCACCGUUGUCCAGGACUUCGAGAGAGGCACCGCCGCCCCCGACCAGAAGGUCCUCAGUGCCAUGGAGCGUGUGCUCAACGUCAAGCUGAGAGGUGCUGAUAUCGGGAGUGAGAAGUUCCCCAAGAAAAAGUAA
Molecule: messenger RNA, 465 nt
Organism: Aspergillus ochraceoroseus IBT 24754
Lineage: Eukaryota; Fungi; Ascomycota; Eurotiomycetes; Eurotiales; Aspergillaceae
Gene: mbf1
Product: multiprotein-bridging factor 1
Exons: 2
Coding region: 1-465 (154 amino acids)
Cellular component (GO): nucleus
Molecular function (GO): DNA binding
Source: RefSeq, a predicted model, not a curated record